Molecule: messenger RNA, 1863 nt
Organism: Liolophura sinensis
Lineage: Eukaryota; Metazoa; Mollusca; Polyplacophora; Chitonida; Chitonidae
Product: mucin-17-like
Exons: 4
Coding region: 1-1863 (620 amino acids)
Source: RefSeq, a predicted model, not a curated record
AUGUCGGUUUUCCUGGUUUUGAUUUAUAUGAUCGCUACAGCAGGAGACUUGUAUGAAGGUGUCUUGGCUGCCUCAAUUUCCAAUGCCGCCCUUCGUGCAGUGUUGCAGGAAUCAACCGAAAUGCUUUUGACUUUAGAAACGACAGAACCUGUCCUGUCAUCUGAUAGGUUAAGUUUUACUGCUGGUUCAGCGCCCUCUGUUUUUCCAUCGUUUUCCAUUAACCCCUACGAGGGGCUAAACCCCACAUCUUCAAGCCCUUACGUAUUCGCUUACAAAUCCUUAACGGCUGCUGAAGAAUGGACGCUGACAACCAAAGAGACAAACGUAGAAAUUACAGCUUCGUUGACGUCGAUACAUGCACAUGGCACGACUACAACAGGUAGUCAGCUUGCAGCCACAGAGGCGAUUUUGACGUCAACUCUCAGCAAUGUACUAAUCACUACUGGUCGAAUAUCGAACCCAUUUACCCUGGCUCAAAAGAGGUUAACACCGAUUGUGACUGAUAUACAGAGCUUAACCAGUAAAACACUGAGUCCAUUUAGAGCUGUCCAAGAGACGCUGAUGCCGACUGUGACCCAUAUACCGAACAGUAGGAGUCAGUCAUUGGGUCAAUUUGCUGUUGAACAAGGAACGUCGACACCGAUUGUAGCCCAUUUACAUAACAAUGCGAGUCAAACAAACGAAACAAACAACCAGUCAUUGGCCACAGAUCACAUGACAACGAUACUACCUUCAAGCCAGAUGUCUAAUAUUACCAGCGAAGUAAACAACCAGUCAUUGGUCCCAGAGCUCAUGACGGCACUACCUUCUAUCCAGAUGUCUAUAAUUACCAGCGAAGAAAACAAACAGUCAUUGGUCACAGAGCUCAUGACGACGCUACCUUCAAGCCAGAUGUCUAAUAUUGCUAGCGAAGUGAACAACCAGUCAUUGGUCCCAGAGCUCAUGCCGACGCUGCCUUCAAGCCAGAUGUCUAAUAUUACCAGCGAAGUGAACAACCAGUCAUUGGUCACAGAGCUCAUGACGACGGUACCUUCAAGCCAGAUGUCUAAUAUUACUAGCGAACUGAACAACCAGUCAUUGGUCACAGAGCCCAUGACGACGCUACCUUCUAUCCAGAUGUCUAUAAUUACCAGCGAAGUGAACAACCAGUCAUUGGUCACAGAGCUCAUGACGACGUUACUUUCAAGCCAGAUGUCUAAUAUUACCAGCGAAGUGAACAACCAGUCAUUGGUCACAGAGCUCAUGACGACGCUGCCUUCAAGCCAGAUGUCUAAUAUUACUAGUGAAAUAAACAGCAAGAUAUUGGCCACAGAGUCCAUGACGACACUUCCUUCUAGCCAGAUGUCUAAUAUUACCAGCGAAUUAAACAGCCAGUCAUUGGUAACAGAGCCCAUGAUGACACUACCGUCUAGGCAGAUGUCUAACAUUACCACCGACAUAAACAGCCAGAUAUUGGUCACAGAACCCCUACCGACCACGUCUUUUGCAGAUCCCAUGACGACUCAGCCCUACAACCAAAUAUCUAAUACUGCCAACCAAACAGAAUCAGAAGAAAUGGUGACAUCACAUGUCAAACAUAUGUCAAAACUCUCCAUAGAAACGCCAUACAGUCUACAGCCUACCUGGAAUUCACACCAAGCAGCAUCUGCACCACUGACAGUGUGGACCACCAAUGGACAGCAUAUGACGGACACGGUUUUAACUACUUAUACAGUGCCAAACCUGAAUACAUCGUUUAUCACCAAACUGCACACAUUCGCCCAAAACGACUCGACACCCGUUCAUGCGUUGACGUCGCCCUCCACGGAUACACCAGCUACCACCAGGCCAUCAACUACCACAACGGGGAGUUUUAAAGUCUGA